UCUAUCCAAGAUGGUGAAUCUGCUCGGCAUCGGUGUGCUGCUAGCAUUCAUGAUGUCCGGAGUCGCCUUCGCCAUGAUGUUUGUGAACUUCCCCGUGGCGUGGCCCGGUUUGACCUCAGCAGUGGGGAAAGAUUUUGUGAAGGUGGCGACGCCCAGCAGUCUCCGUCUGCAGUGGGACCGCGUCGGAGGGGGGAACGACGCUGAAGGGUACAGCCUUUACAUCUGGGACCUGCCCUUACUCUCAGAGGUCACCCUCCCUCCGGUAGACGUGGGCAACGCCAGUGAGGAGAUUGCCGACUUUGGGGGACUUCAGACGCGCUCCACGUACAAGGUGGAAAUCUACACGAAAUCGCUAGGUGGCGGUGUUUUCUCGCAGCUGCUGUACGGAGGUACCUACACGACAGGAGUCGGCGAGACGAGGAUCGGCGUGAACGUGUCGGCUGUGUACCGCGGGGCCGUGCCGCCUCCAUAUACGGUCACGGUACGGCGGGACGGGGGCGCCACAGGCAGACUGUACAAGGUCUCGCCAGCGCAGUUGGGGACCAGUCAGGCUGAGUACGAGGUGACGGGGCUGGAGCCGGGCCGGCCGUACCGGGUGGAGGUCUGGGCGGUCCGUGCGGACGGGGAGGAACGGCUGGCAUACCUCUUCAUGACGAGCACAUCCAGCCAAUGACUGGCCUCUCUCUUCAU
This is a messenger RNA of Branchiostoma floridae (Florida lancelet), 690 nucleotides long. RefSeq lists its product as uncharacterized. The transcript has 5 exons. Gene Ontology annotation, molecular function: protein binding. The coding region runs from base 11 to 673 and encodes 220 amino acids. The record is from RefSeq and is a predicted model, not a curated record. NCBI's taxonomy places the organism in Eukaryota, Metazoa, Chordata, Leptocardii, Amphioxiformes, Branchiostomatidae.